Messenger RNA from Pelagomonas calceolata, 1080 nucleotides. NCBI's taxonomy places the organism in Eukaryota, Pelagophyceae, Pelagomonadales, Pelagomonadaceae. The record is from the annotation of a GenBank genome assembly.
GCGGGGCGCCGGCGGCUUAUAGGGUUUUGGAACGACGCGCGCAGUCGUGGAACAUAUUUGAAAUUGUCACAGCAACACCUGCGAUCGCGCAAAAGUGAAUACGCGCAGCUCUGCCGCCACUAGGCACAAGCAGGCAGCACACAGGGUGUGAGGGCGCAGCGCAACGCGGAGCGCGGGACGCGCAAGGAAGCGCUGCUGCACGCAAGCAAAUAAAAUGGCCGACGCCCCGCCACCAGCGGCCGGCAUAAAGCGCGAGCGCGACGGCGCCGCCAAGGGCAAGGGCGGCAAAGGUGUUGUAGCACCCGCCGCCCCAGCGAAGCGCGUCAAGGACGCCGCGGUCUGCUGUCCCCUCGUUUAUGGUUCUCUAGCAUUCUGGCUAGGACGAAAAGCAGACGAGUUCCACACGCACAAGUGGACGUUAUUUGUCCGGGGCCCGCACGGCGAAGAUCUGGGCUACUUCGUGGAAAAGGUCGUCUUCAAGCUCCACCCGUCCUUCGCCCAGCCCGUGCGGGAAGUCACAAAACCGCCCUUCGAAGUCAGCGAGAAGGGCUGGGGCGAGUUCGAGUGCCACAUUCGCAUCCACUUCAAGGACCCCACGGAAAAACCUGUCGAAGUGUCGCACAUCGUCAAACUUUAUGAUGGCACGACACCCCAGGCCGCGAACCAACCGGUAGUUUCGGAGGUCUACGACGAGGUCGUCUUCACGGACCCGCGGGAACCGUUCUACCAGCAGCUCAUGGCCGCCUCCAAAGAACCGACGGAGCCCCACCCGCUGAACGGCCACUUCUCGAAAUUUGAAGACGCCGCCGAGGUCGAGACUUUGGUGAAAGCAGGGGAGUACGUCGCGGGGCAACUCCAGACGGUGAAAGAUUCGAUCGCUCGGUUAGAUCAUCAGAUCGGCCUCGCGCGGCAGCUCGAACAGAGCCGGGCGGCCCAGGAGCACGCCGCGCACCAGCAGGCGGCGGCGCAGCGCGCGCAGCAGCAGCGCGCGCAGCAGCAGCAGCAGGCGUAUAAGUAGGUUUUAUCUUUUCGUGUCGCGGCGACGGCGUGCGGGUGGGGUAGAAGAAGCAAAGCAAGCUA